Messenger RNA from Aspergillus udagawae, 1407 nucleotides. RefSeq lists its product as uncharacterized. The record is from RefSeq and is a predicted model, not a curated record. Lineage: Eukaryota; Fungi; Ascomycota; Eurotiomycetes; Eurotiales; Aspergillaceae. The coding region runs from base 1 to 1407 and encodes 468 amino acids. The transcript has 6 exons.
AUGGGUCAGUUCCAGUCGAACUGGAAGAAGCUCGGUCCUGAUCCGCCGUCCGACGACGAACGCGAGGACUAUUGGGUUAAGUGGAACGCAGACCGCUGGACCUCCCUAGGCGAGUACGGACCACAAGGCUCGAAGUACUCCCAGAAGCUCAUGGAAUAUCCCAAUACACAGCCACUUCCCGAUGGUGUGUCGGUCCGCCGUGGACCCUCGGGAAUGGAUGCGAUUCUUUGUGCAGUGAAUAUCUUUGGCCAGGAUGACACAUACAAGCUUCCCGAAGGCCGGAAAGGAACUUAUAACGCCUACUGCCGGAAGGACUCGAAUGAGAUCAAAUACUGGUCUGUGGGCUACAGCAUGGGUACCUGCUUGGUUACGUUCGCCGACGGGAGCACUAACACCAACACCAAGAGAGAAACAAAUAGCUUUGCUGGAUGGGAGAUUGAGAGUGUGGAAAUGGUGGACGAGAUUGCCGGAGAUCUAGAGGAAGAUCUCGAACGAGCGGAAAAGACGGCCAGGCUGAAUCGGAGGCUCGUUGCCGCACGCUAUGACCCUUCUCAGAUAACAAGACACUGGGACUUCGCCGCCGCAGAGUCCCCUGACCAACAACGCCUCCGCCUAAUUCGGCAAUUUAUCGAUGUGGAUGAGAUCCCCCGCGAAUGGGAUCCGGUCAACUACGGCGCACCGCCGCCCCGUAUGCCCACCGUGGAAGAAAUUGACCUGAUCCUCCGUCCCUGGCGGUCGGACGAGCUACGCAAGAAAGCAUGGCAGAUGUUAGAGUCUGGCGCCCUUGCCCCGAUCUUUCUCCGCACGCACUACGACCCGAAGGACGACGAGACGAUGGAGGAGUGGAUCAGUGCAUCAGAGGAGUUCGAGAACCAAGCCUGGUGGGCGUGUCUGAAUGAUGCCACUCUUUUCAACUUUGGCUCGGAUUGGCAGCGCGUCUACGAAAUCAUGCCCGAGGUUGCGGGUCCGUUGAAUGGUGCCAGGUACAAGCGAUCUCCGGCAUCGGAACUCGUGGACAUGCCACGAGCACGGUUCAAGACCUGGCUGGCCAAGGCAAAGCAGAAUGAGCCUGAACGCUGGCGAGAGGACCCGCAUGCCUUUAUCGAAGUAGAGGUGGCCAGCCUCCUCCGCACAGUCGCAGCAGCCAACUUUCUAGUGGCAGAUCAAACGGCCUUCGAGACCGGCCACCUGCGUCUGAUGUAUGUGGAUUGGAAGCGGAAUGUCAUUCGGGAGACUCGCAUCUGUGUAGACGGACAGACGAUCACGGAUGUGAUCAUGGACUGGGACCAGUUGGGUCUGGCUCCUGAAUUUUGGGAGGAAGGCACUAUCGGGGACAGGUACCGCGUCACUGGGGAUUUGGGAAGGGAAUUGUAUCAAUUGAGCGAGGCAGACAUGAGGGAUCCUUAA